AUGGCGGCUGUUGCGGAAAGCAGAGUCCUGACUUACAGCGUUUUCAAAUGGAGCUCCUUUUCUUCCACGUAUCUCCCCGAGAAUAUCUUGGUAGACAAACCCAAUGACCAGUCUUCCCGGUGGUCGUCUGAGAGCAAUUACCCGCCACAGUUUUUAAUCUUGAAGCUGGAGCGUCCAGCGAUCGUUCAGAGUGUUACGUUUGGGAAGUACGAGAAAACACAUGUGUGUAAUCUAAAGAAGUUCAAAGUUUUUGGAGGCAUGAGUGAAGAGAACAUGACUGAGCUGUUGUCCAGCGGCCUUAAGAACGACUACAACAAAGAAACGUUUACUUUGAAGCACAAGAUCGAUGAGCAGAUGUUUCCCUGCAAAUUCGUCAAAAUAGUGCCUCUGAUGUCGUGGGGUCCCAGUUUUAACUUCAGCAUCUGGUUCAUUGAGCUUCACGGCAUCGAGGAGCCGGAUGUGGUGCAGCCAUGUCUCAACUGGUACAGCAAGUACAGGGAGCAGGAGGCCAUCCGGCUGUGCCUCAAACACUUCCGGCAGCACAACUACACCGAGGCAUUUGAGUCUCUGCAGAAGAAGACCCGGAUCGCCCUGGAGCAUCCCAUGCUCACCCACCUGCAUGAGAGGCUGGUGCUGCAGGGAGACUUCGACGCCUGCGAAGAGCUGAUCCACAAAGCUGUUAAAGACGGCCUGUUUAACCAGUACAUCAGUCAGCAGGAGUACAAGCCACGCUGGAGCCAAAUCAUCCCCAAGUGCAACAAAAGUCCAAGUAGUCAAGAGCCGCCACGAGAGGAUCCUAAUAGUGAUAAUGACGACAACCGGCCUGGGAUGAGAGGAGGGCAUCAGAUGGUUAUUGACGUACAAACAGAGACUGUUUAUCUUUUCGGGGGCUGGGACGGCACUCAGGACCUGGCCGACUUCUGGGCCUACAGUGUCUCGGAGAACCAGUGGACCUGCAUCUCCAGAGACACCGAGAAGGAGAGCGGCCCAUCGGCUCGCUCCUGUCAUAAGAUGUGCAUAGACUCGGUGCGCAGGCAGAUCUACACUCUGGGCCGGUACCUGGACUCGAGCGUGAGAAACAGCAAGAGUCUAAAGAGCGACUUCUAUCGAUACGACAUCGAGCAGAACACCUGGAGCCUGCUGAGCGAAGACACGUCGGCAGACGGAGGGCCCAAGCUUGUGUUCGACCAUCAGAUGUGCAUGGACUCGGAGAAGCACAUGAUCUACACCUUUGGGGGGCGCAUUCUCACCUGUAACGGCAGCAUGGAGGACACACGCACCACCGAGCCGCAGUUUUCUGGUCUCUAUGCUUUUCAGUGUGCCAGCGCAACCUGGAGGCUGCUGAGGGAAGACUCUUGUAAUGCAGGACCAGAGGACAUCCAGUCCCGCAUAGGGCACUGCAUGCUCUUCCACACAAGAAAUCGUUGCUUGUAUGUGUUUGGGGGCCAGCGGUCCAAGACGUAUCUGAACGACUUCUUCAGUUACGACGUGGACGGAGAUCACGUGGAGAUCAUUUCAGACGGAACCAAGAAGGACUCAGGCAUGGUUCCCAUGACGGGCUUCACACAACGCGCCACCAUCGACCCGGAGCUGAAUGAGAUCCAUGUGUUGUCCGGACUCAGCAAAGACAAAGACAAACGAGAGGAGAACGUCCGCAACUCGUUCUGGAUUUAUGACAUCGCCCGCAACAACUGGUCAUGUGUUUACAAGAACGACCAGGCGGUGAAGGAGAACCCCAAAGCUCUGCAGGAGGAGGAGCCGUGUCCGCGCUUCGCUCAUCAACUGGUGUACGACGAGAUGCACAAGGUGCAUUAUUUAUUCGGAGGAAACCCGGGGAAGUCAAGCUCUCCAAAGAUGCGUCUGGAUGAUUUUUGGUCUCUGAAACUGUGUCGACCAUCAAAGGAAUAUCUGCUGCGACAUUGCCGAUACCUCAUCCGCAAGUACAGGUUUGAGGAGAAGGCCCAGUCAGAGCCUCUGUCUGCACUCAAGUAUCUACAGAACGAUUUGAGUCUCACAGUGGAUCAUAGUGACCCUGGAGAGAUCAAAGAGUUCCAGCUGUUGCCGACUGCUUUGUUCAAGUCCAGCUCUGACUUCAUCCCUUUGGGUUUCUCAGAUGUGGACCAGACUUACGCACAGAGGACCCAGCUCUUUGACACGCUGGUCAACUUCUUCCCCGACAACAUGACCCCGCCCAAAGGAAACCUGGUGGACCUCAUCACGCUCUAG
Knipowitschia caucasica is the source of this 2226-nucleotide messenger RNA. The record is from the annotation of a GenBank genome assembly. Lineage: Eukaryota; Metazoa; Chordata; Actinopteri; Gobiiformes; Gobiidae.